CCCUAAUGGACACCGAGGUCGUCCCCUGCCUGUCGUGGCUGUCUCGUCUUUCCCCGCCAGACCAGGGACAGGUUUAAUUACCCCCGCUAAUGGCAGCCCGGGACCGGAGUCUCCCCUCGGCCUGCUGCCACGCCGGCGGCUCCUGUUCCCCAUCAAUUAUUCACGGCUCCGCUCUGGGAAGGGGUUUCUCGGGGCUGCUCGGGGGGGAUUUUCCAACCUUUCUGGCGUUAAACAGCCGCUGCAGGUCCCGGAGCUGGUUGGAGGUGCCGGGGCCACCGCUGUCCCCGUGGGAACCCCGUCCCCUCGGCGUCCCCAUGGGUGUCUUGAGCUGUGUGAAGUACCUGAUGUUCAUCUUCAACGUGCUGGUGUUUGCCGGGGGGACGUGCCUGGUGGGCGUCGGGGUCUGGGUGGCCGUGGACCCAGCUGGUUUCCAGGACAUCGUGGCCGCCAAGCCUGUGCUGAGCGCGGGCGCCUACCUGCUGCUGGCCGUGGGCAUCGCCCUCUCGCUGCUGGGCUUCCUGGGGUGCUGCGGGGCCCUGCGCCAGAGCCGGCUCCUGCUGCUGGUGUUCUUCAUCCUCGUGAGCCUCGUCUUUGUCACGCAGCUGGCCGGGGCUGUGCUCUUCCUGGUGCACUGGAAACAGAUCCGCCCAGAGCUCUUCCUGUCUGAGCUGCAGAGGAACUACCGUGGGGACGAGGACGCCGAGGUCUUCUCUGUGGCCUGGAACACUCUCAUGGUCAUGUUCUCCUGUUGCGGCGUUUUAGGGCCUGAAGACUUUGGGAAUGGCUCCCGGUUCCAGGAGCUGCAUCCGGGGACACCGUGGCCGCAGGCGUGCUGUGCCCGGGACGGGCUCCUGCAGGCAGGCGAGCUGCUGGGCUGGGAGCAGUGCCGGGAGAGGAGCCCUGGCUACAUCCACGAGCAGGGCUGCUUCCCCACCUUCGGCAGGACCUUACAGAAUUACGUCUCCAUCCCCGGGACGUGCAGCUUGGCCGUGCUGGGCAUCGAGAUCUUUGCCAUGUUCUUUGCCUUUUGCCUUUACUACAACUUCGACUGAGCAGGACACUGGGAGGAGUGCUCCUGGCCACUGCCAGUGCAGCAGAGAUGAGCCGAGGGCUUUGGAAACAGCAGCAGCAAGGAUGCUCCAUUUUCUUGCAUGUCGCAGCCCAGCUCUAUAGCUCAGGAGCUUUCUGAGUGCUGUGCCCGCUCCAGGGGGCAAAUAAGAAUGACCUGGCUCACCUGUCCUGGACCGGGGGUAGGACACGGGUCAAAUUCUUUACACCCAAACAUGCAGAGCCUUCACUAGAGGAGAAUUCCCACAGUUUAACACUGCAAACUAGUUCUAGUAUGUCUGUUGCUCAGCUUUUGUUCACUGUACAUUUUGAGGCAAGGACAGUGAAAUAGAAACAGCAGCCUCUAGGGCUGUUUGCAUUCCUUUGAGACAAAGCUGGUAGUCAGAAGCAGCACUGGUACUUCCAGUUGUCCUUUUCUUCAGAAUACUCUGAAACCCCCGAAACAAAAUAUAAACCACAGGG
Oxyura jamaicensis (ruddy duck) is the source of this 1530-nucleotide messenger RNA. RefSeq names its product tetraspanin-18-like. Bases 90 to 1052 code for a protein of 320 amino acids. Gene Ontology annotation, cellular component: membrane. The record is from RefSeq and is a predicted model, not a curated record. The transcript has 8 exons. Lineage: Eukaryota; Metazoa; Chordata; Aves; Anseriformes; Anatidae.